Molecule: messenger RNA, 2337 nt
Organism: Vespula pensylvanica (western yellowjacket)
Lineage: Eukaryota; Metazoa; Arthropoda; Insecta; Hymenoptera; Vespidae
Product: ubiquitin-conjugating enzyme E2Q-like protein CG4502
Exons: 4
Coding region: 342-1136 (264 amino acids)
Source: RefSeq, a predicted model, not a curated record
ACGUUAGCGUUAUUUACUACUCCGCAUUAUCUACCCUCCAUCUCUCUUUCAUAGGGAGAAUAAAGCGAGCGAGUGAGUGAUUCUGAAGCAUUACGAAAAAGAGAUUCACGUUAUUACGAAUUUGACCGGCGAAUCGUAGAAAAAAUGGAUCGUGAGUGACGAAGAGAAGAUAUGCGACUAGUCACGCAUUAUGUUCGGCGAAGAUAUUAUUGAAAAAGCUUAGGUUUGUUGUAGGAUCGUUAUCGGAUAAGAUAUCCUUUUGAAUCGACGAUAUCAUAAACGGCAGAUCAGGGACGAACGAUUCAAAAAAGGAACGUUUUAUCUAUCGUGACGAGUGAGUCAUGUCUACGAGAUCGAAGGAGAAAGUAGUUGCUGCCUUUCGGAAAUUAUUCCGAUCGUCGGAAAAGCUUGCUGAACAGGAAGGUGCAAGUGAUGGCUCGACAAAUUCACCUUCGAGACGGUUACUCGGUCGUCAUCAUCAUCGGCCUGAUGCGGUCACGCCGUCUGAUAGUUCCAUGUCUGAAAAUCCAGGCACCAGUCAUACCGCACAUGGUAGUUGCUUCUUCAAAACAAAGAAGUCUUCCAGUACUUCCUCUCAGGGUAACAUGGGCAUCCCAGAGAAAGGAGUUAGAUUACGUCGUUUGAUGAAAGAACUCAGUGAGAUCCAAAGAACUCAACAUCGCCGAGAUGCAACCUUUACCGCAGAACUCGUCAAUGAUAAUCUAUUUGAGUGGCACGUGAGACUUCACAAAAUCGAUCCAGAAAGCGAGCUAGCUGCCGAUAUGCGGGAACUCGAGAUACCCUACAUACUUCUUCACGUAGUCUUUCCAGAAAACUUUCCUUUCGCGCCUCCAUUCGUGAGGGUAAUCUCGCCGAAAAUUGAGAAAGGAUUUGUUAUGGAAGGUGGGGCUAUAUGUAUGGAACUUUUAACACCUAGAGGAUGGGCCAGUGCAUACACGAUCGAAGCUGUUAUCACACAGUUUGCUGCUAGUAUCGUUAAGGGACAGGGACGCGUUGCAAGAAAACCAAAGACCAAUAAAGAAUUCAAUCGGCGAUCUGCCGAAGAAUCUUUUCGAAAUCUCGUUAAAACUCACGAGAAAUAUGGUUGGGUUACGCCUCCACUUGCAGAAGGCUGAUCUUAAUGACCUCGAUCGGGUAAUAUCAUCUUAAUUAUUUUGUCGAUAUUCUUUGCAACGUUCUUACGUUGAAUUUAUUUUAUUUAUCAAAUUAUUCUAUUCAGAUCGUAGUUGUAUGAUUGUCGAGCUUCCGAAGGUAUCGUGUAAGAAACGUUUAUCGAAUGAUGUAAGAGAUUGAAGAAGUUUAGAGAAGAUCGAUUUUUUUUGUUUAUAUUUUUUUUCUUUUUUUCAAUCGAUGCAUUCAAAAUAAUAGAAAAAAAAUGUGAUGUACCAUGAUCUACAAUCUUCUUGGUAGAGUUUCGUUAUAAGCGUGCAUCUUGUGUAAAUAAUUUCAUGAGAGAUUAUCGUGUACAUUAUAUUCGUGCUGGAUCAUGAUUUGAAAAUCUAGCACUUUUGAUCAUGGUGUUUUUCCCACGAAAAACACUUAUGCACAUUUAUCAGAUAAUAUAUAUUUUCCCACACGAACUUAGAGCAAGCGUACGAUGUUCUUCGUAAAAGUCAAAUUAAAACUACCGUUUUUACAUUUCGAUUUCUCUAUUUAUGUGCUAGUCAUAGAGAAUGAUCGUACAAAUAUAUUUAAAAGCAGAAAAAAUAUAUAUAUAUCUAUACAAAAAAGAAAUAUUAGAAUAUUUACGUAUAAUGUGUUAUUCGUUGAUGCAUCUUUAAAGUAAAAUAAUAUUUUUUUUUUAUAUAUAUGUCGUUAGAGAGAAAGAAAGAGAAAAAAGAGUUUCCAAUUAAUUUUUUCCAUGAUCUCAAUUUUGACAAUCCAUAUUUUAAAUAACUGUUUAUUGAAUUUUUUCUUCUUCGAUUUUUUCCAAUAUUAAAAAUGUUAUAGAGAAUAAUAUAUAUAUAUAUGUGCGUGUGUGUGUAUAUGUACAUAUAUAUAUGCAUAUGAUAAUGUGUAUUUGUAGGUUUUGUUGUUGAAACUGCACAGAUUUUAGAAAAUUCUGUUAUAUACAUAUAUAUAUAUCUUUGAAGUAAUUUUUUCAAGUUCGGUAAAUAUAAAUAGAAAAUAUAGAAUUUUUCUAGGAUACAUCAUAUUGAUACCAAUUUUUCAAGUAAACAUUUGGCUAAUCAUGGAACGAUUAUAUAUAUAUACUGUAUACGUGCCAAAUAAGAACUUUCAUAUAAAAAAUUUGAAAAGUUCAACAUUUUUGGAAAUGUACAAUUACCAUGUGCAAUUUGUUAUAUUAAUAUUAUA